GUGCACAGUACAUAAGUCGCACGCGAUCAGAAGAGAAGCCAAACCAGGAUGGUGCAGUUUAUCACAUCUCAAACAAAAGCAAAACCUUAUGAUUCAUGACCAAAAUCAUGAUCAAACAGACACACAUGUUUCAUGGUUGAUUAAUAAAAUAUUACUUCAUGACAAACUAAAACUGAAACUAAACUCAGUGUGCACAGACAGCAACAGAAUACCAAAGGAGAUUUAGCAAGUUGCUUCUCGUUCCUCAGAGAUUAGAGGAGGGGCAAGGAAAAGAGAUGUGUCGGGCGAGGCAGAAAUGAAGAGAAAUGAGGAACAGCCGCUUUGGAGAGGCAGAGGGGCAGAGAGAAGAAAAGGAGGUGGUGUGCAUGGAGCCCCAUGCGGCUGCAUCUCUGCUGUCAGCAUGCAGGAUCCCUGAAGUGUGCAAGGGUCUGGGCUGGCUACAGUCCGCUACGCGUGGAGGAGCUGCGGGCUGCCGGAGCGGUUCCGGACGGUGGAGGCAGUAAGAGCGCAAAGAACACCCGCGGCCACUGAGAGGCACGCAGCUGAUAUUUGGGACAUGUCGUGUGGGAGAAGAAAAAGAAAGCAAGCAGUCUACCACGCAGGGGAGUGAAGAGAAAAGGGAGGGGGGCGGCUAUGGAAAUACCGGAGGAUAGAUCGUUGUUGGAAAAUCAGACUGAACACGGGCCGGAGACGAGCCCGGGAAGCGUGCGUCCUGCAUGGGCAGUCACGGCGCUGGCCAGCGUGCUGAUCUUCACCACCGUGGUGGACGUGUUGGGGAACCUGCUGGUCAUAAUCUCUGUGGCGAGAAACCGUAAACUCCGAAAUGUGGGAAAUGCCUUUGUGGUGAGCCUCUCCUUCGCCGACUUGAUGGUAGCAUUCUACCCCUAUCCUCUGGUGUUAUAUGCCAUCGUCCAUGAUGGCUGGUAUUUGGGAGAGACCCAGUGCAAGAUAAGUGGCUUCCUGAUGGGUUUGAGCGUCAUUGGCUCCAUCUUCAACAUCACAGGCAUCGCCGUCAACCGCUACUGUUACAUCUGCCACAACUUCAGCUAUGACAAGUUGUACAGCAACCGGAACACACUGCUGCUUGUAGCACUCAUCUGGUUCUUAACACUUAUGGCCAUUGUGCCAAAUCUGUUUUUUGGCUCCCUGCAGUAUGACCCACGUGUCUACUCAUGCACAUUUGCACAGACUGUCAGCACAUCCUAUACCAUCACAGUAGUGGUCAUCCAUUUCUUUGUGCCUAUUUCCGUGGUCACUUUCUGCUACAUGCGGAUAUGGAUCUUGGUCAUUCAGGUAAGGCGCAAGGCGAAAUCUGAGGUACGUCCUCGCAUCAAGCCCAGCGACUUGAGGAACUUCAUCACCAUGUUUGUCGUCUUUGUGCUCUUUGCGAUUUGUUGGGCACCGCUCAACUUCAUUGGGCUUGCUGUGGCCAUUAACCCGGAAGAAGUCGCACCUCGCGUCCCGGAGUGGCUCUUUGUAGUCAGCUAUUUUAUGGCUUACUUUAACAGUUGCCUUAAUGCCAUCAUCUAUGGCCUACUGAACCAGAACUUCCGCAGAGAGUACAAACGUAUUGUCAUGUCUGUGUGGUGGCCACACCUGUUCUUCCAAGAAACAUCAAGAGGAGGGACUGAGGGCUUCAGGAGCAAACCAUCACCAGGACUCAAUAACAAUGACCAAGUAAAAGGAGAAACUCUGUGACACAGUUUGUCUCUACUGUGCCCAAAGCCUCAACAAGCACUUGAAACAAAAUGGCAGAGUGAGCGACAGUAAAACAAAAGAGUAAAAAAAGAAAAAAGACACAAGGUCCAAAAUUAUGAGUGCUUUUCUUAACACUUAAAGCUCAUCAAUGUAACUUUUUACUGAUUUCAUGGGGCCUGUUUGAAAAUGAAAAGACCGCAUGGACACAUUUUUGAAAUGCCAGAAACAAAAAAUAUUGCAAAUGCUGGUCUAUUUAACAAUGCAAUGUGGAAUUUCUGAAUGAAGCCGGGGCUGACUUAGGCUAUGUUCAUACUGCAGGGCGUGAUGCCCAAUUCAGAAUUUUAAAAUGAAAUCCGAUUUGUUUAUGUUCUCGUUCAUAUCACAGAAACAAAUAUGACCUCUGAUGUGAACGGAAAGUGUCAGUGAUGUUGCACCAAACGUGGCAUGGUGUUUUCGGAAGUAAAUAUUGUCCCACAUGUAGCGGCUCAUUUUGCUGUCUCAUAUCGACUGAAGGGUUGUUCACAAGAUUUGCUCCGGUGCUGCGCCAGCGCUGCCCCAGUUGAGCGUUCACAUGUGCAAAGUUACACCGCGGUACCCCCAGAAAACAGCUUACUCCGGAGCAAAUUUAACCCACCUCAGGGAUGUGGUUUAAAUAUUUGCUCCGGAGCAAAUUUAACCCACCUCAGGGAUGUGAUUUAAAUAUUUGCUCCGGAACAAAUGCUCGUUUGCGGGGCAGCACCGAUGUAAAAUGCACGUGUGAACUCUACAUUUUGCUCCGGAGCAAAUGGGCGUUUGCGGCGGGGAGUAGCCUCGCUACGCAUGAGAAGAGUUGAUUACAUACGGCGAGAAUGCGUUGCUUUCGUGCUCUGUUGUACUUCCGUCAUGUGUUUGUUUAAUAACGACACAAGACAUGGCUGGUAACAGCAGCAAGCGGCACCUCUUGGGUUAUACCAUCUCAAUUAGAACGGGGGUCGGGGGGUAUAGUCCCCAAACGUCAUCUUUACUUGGCUGUCUCGGAGUUGUUUGUGUAGUUUGUUCCUUUGUUGUGUGUUCACAA
This is a messenger RNA of Hippocampus zosterae (dwarf seahorse), 2755 nucleotides long. Its product is annotated as melatonin receptor type 1B-like. The coding region runs from base 634 to 1698 and encodes 354 amino acids. The record is from RefSeq and is a predicted model, not a curated record. Gene Ontology annotation, biological process: G protein-coupled receptor signaling pathway. Gene Ontology annotation, cellular component: membrane. The transcript is spliced from 3 exons. Gene Ontology annotation, molecular function: melatonin receptor activity. Lineage: Eukaryota; Metazoa; Chordata; Actinopteri; Syngnathiformes; Syngnathidae.